GAGCGGUCCCCGGGGAGGAUGGAGAUAUAAAGUAGAGCCUCUUAGCAUCACAAAAAAACCGAAGAAACUACAUCAAUAGAGAAGGACCUCCCCGGCUUUUAAACUCUCAAAGAAGCUCUCUGCAGUUUUGCUUGAAGACCCUGUACUACACGGUGGAGAAAAUCACUCACGCGUGCUCUAGCUCCCGAGAGAAAGAGAGCUGGUCAUGUCAGGCUCUCCUUUGCUAAUGGACGAUGAUCCUAUGAGAGGAGAUCACGAAACGACAGGCUCUGCUCCUCCUUCCCUUCCUCUACCUACACAGAAUGAAAUGUCAUCGAAAGACAUGGAGAUUAUCAAGAGCCUAGACAGUCGAUCCUUUGGUUUUCUUGAUCUACACGUCAUUCCAAAGAACUCUCAUCAUCGUACCUCCUCCAGCUCUCAUCAUUCUAACUCUGGAAACUCAAUCUCUGACUUUGUCUCCAGACAAUUCAUUGCAAAGGGCAUUGCUGUCCUCCAGUCUCAGUUACAGAAUUGCAAUGAAACCACGAAACCUUCUCUCCUCUGUCAAAUCGGUCAUCUUCACUUGCUCCUUGAGCAGUACCCUGAAGCUUUGUCUGCUUAUCAAAAUUACAGUCUUUUGAGUACUGACUGCUCAUUCAACACCUCCUAUCUCUAUGGAAUCGCUCUAGUCUAUUUUGCCUAUGGAAAAUACGACUGGUCUCUCUCUGCUUUUCUUAAAAUCCUCUCGCUUUCUCCUGACUUUGCUCGCUUGAGUGAAGUACACAUACGAAUGGCCAUGAUGUACAAAGAUAAUGGAGAGUUGAAAAAAGCAAUGGAGCACUUUGGUCAAGCUUAUACUAGUGCUGGUCCUUGCAGCAUGUCAAGAUUAGAAGUUCAGUUUCACAUCGGUCACUUGUAUUUCAUGAGAGGAGACUACACUCGCUCUAAGCAUUGCUUUGAAUCAAUACUUGCUUCCAAGAAUGUCCCAAACAUUAUUAAAGGACUAGCAUUAAGGCAACUAGGUUGGUUGUAUCACACAGUACCUCAGGUUGCUUCUCACGGCGAGACUCCGAACAUCAAAGCAAUUGAGUUACUCAAACUAGCCGUUGGGGCUAACCCCUCCUGUGGUCAAGCCUGGUACUUUCUUGGUCGGUGUCACGCUGAUCAGGGACAGUUCAAGGAAGCCUUUGUGGCUUAUAGACAAUCAAUAAAUAAAGUGGAGAAACAGCCAGACACAUGGUGUGCGAUUGGUAUUCUUUAUCAGCAGAUGGGUCAAGCUAGGGAUAGCCUCCAAGCCUACAUUACUGCGAUAUACUUUGAUAUCACGCACACGGCAACAUGGACAGACCUUGGCCUUCUCUAUGAAUCAUGUGGACACUUAGUUGAUAGUCUUCUUUGCUACAAGAACGGUCUGGCUGGUCUUGAUAAAAAAGGAGGAGGAGGAGGUGAAGGAGAAGAAAAGUCAAGAAAAUCCACACACCUGUCUCAGCACGACAGUGUCACGGAGAUGCUUAUGAGUCGUCUCACGUUUGUCGAGCAGCACAUUCAACAGACUGGGGGACUAGCAGUACACAGCUCCAGACCAAGAUCUGUCUUGCCUUCACUGCAAGAAGCUUGGACUACACUUGUCCCUCAGCACUUUAAGCUCCAGUAUCCAAACAAUGAG
Molecule: messenger RNA, 1645 nt
Organism: Amphimedon queenslandica
Lineage: Eukaryota; Metazoa; Porifera; Demospongiae; Haplosclerida; Niphatidae
Product: lysine-specific demethylase 6A-like
Exons: 11
Biological process (GO): regulation of gene expression
Cellular component (GO): MLL3/4 complex
Molecular function (GO): RNA polymerase II cis-regulatory region sequence-specific DNA binding; protein binding; histone H3K27me2/H3K27me3 demethylase activity
Source: RefSeq, a predicted model, not a curated record